Molecule: messenger RNA, 912 nt
Organism: Penicillium atrosanguineum
Lineage: Eukaryota; Fungi; Ascomycota; Eurotiomycetes; Eurotiales; Aspergillaceae
Product: polysaccharide deacetylase family protein
Exons: 4
Coding region: 1-912 (303 amino acids)
Biological process (GO): carbohydrate metabolic process
Molecular function (GO): hydrolase activity, acting on carbon-nitrogen (but not peptide) bonds
Source: RefSeq, a predicted model, not a curated record
AUGGCAAAGCGCGUGCUUGUAGGAUAUGGCAUCGACGUGGAUGCAGUCAGUGGCUGGAUCAAUACUGAAGAUGGCCAUAUACCUGACCUGACCGAUAUAUCGCGUGGCAUCUUCGGCGCGACGGUGGGUAUUGAUCGACUUCUGCGAUUGUGGGACAGAUACGACAUCAAGACCUCGUGGUUUAUUCCAACUCAUUCACUUGAGUCAUUCCCCAACCAGAUGAUCAAGAUUCGUGACGCUGGACAUGAAAUCGGGCUGCAUGGAUAUACACACGAACAUGUCGAUAUGUUAACAGAGCAGCAAGAGCGCGAUGUACUUGCCAAAUCAAUUGAAGCGGUCACCGCCUUCACCGGAAAGCACCCGAAAGGAUGGACUGCGCCAUCUUGGAGAACAUCAAGCCGCAGCAUCAAAUUGCUCGAAGAGUUUGGCCUGGCAAGCAAAUUUGAAUAUGACCACUCCUUUAUGCACCACGAUUCCCAACUCUACUAUGUUCCCUACAACUCUGGUGAACUGGUUGCCACUGACAUCUCGAAACCUGCCGAACAAUGGAUGAGGCCGAUGGGCAAGCUCAGUCUCAGCAAAAUCGUUGAAGUGCCUGCAAAUUGGCAUCUGGAUGACUGGCCGCCUUUUCAACUCACUGAGGGUCCAUCUCAUGGAUAUGUGGAUCCAGACGUCAUUGAACGACUUUGGAAAGCUCAGUUUGAUUUUCUGUAUCGAGAGUACGAUACAUUCGUUUUUCCGAUAUCAAUUCAUCCUCAGGUCAGCGGAAAGCCCCAGGUCAUUAUGCUGCAUGAGAGGCUGAUCGAGCAUAUCAAUUCGCAUGAUGGGGUGGAAUGGUGUACAUUUGCCCAGAUGGCCGAGGAGUUCAAAGAGGGGAGAAUUGGGGGCUUCAAGGUCGAGGGUGGGGUUUAG